Molecule: messenger RNA, 2785 nt
Organism: Hibiscus syriacus
Lineage: Eukaryota; Viridiplantae; Streptophyta; Magnoliopsida; Malvales; Malvaceae
Product: subtilisin-like protease SBT1.2
Exons: 1
Coding region: 204-2585 (793 amino acids)
Biological process (GO): proteolysis
Molecular function (GO): serine-type endopeptidase activity
Source: RefSeq, a predicted model, not a curated record
AUGGUUUUAGUUUUAGAAUUCUGGGAAUGUAUUAAAAUCAAGCAUAACAUCUCGUGAGGCCAAGAGCCUGGUGUUUUCAGCUCCUCCAAGAAAACCCAGAGCCUCCUCUCUCUCUGCCACAACAAAGGAUUCUCGUGAGGAAGAGCUCUUAUGUUUCACGAGUUUCAUAUUCAUACCCAGACCUCAAACAUGUUCCCGUUUCCAUGUUUGAACUCUCUUCUCCACCUUCAAAUACCCCCCCGGAUCCGCUGCAAGAUCAUCAGAUUCCAAGUAUCAGUCUCUUCUCCAUGGAACCCAAAAUACAGCUUUUCUUCUCUGCUCUUUGUGUCUGUUUGGUUUCCGUAUAUGGAGACACUCUGCAGACUUACAUUGUUCAGUUGCACCCACAAGGUGUAACCAGCUCCUUGUUUCCUACUAAGCCUCAUUGGCAUCUCUCGUUUCUCGAACAAACGCUUUCCUCCGAGGAAGACCCUUCUUCUCGUCUCCUUUACUCUUAUGGUUCCGCCAUUGAAGGGUUUGCAGCUCUGCUGAGUGAAACUGAACUAGAGUCGUUGCGAAGUUUGCCUGAUGUUGUUGCUGUUAGACCCGACCGGCUGCAUCAGCUUCAUACCACUUACUCUUACAAGUUCUUGGGACUUGGCAACAGUUCAAAUGGUGCGUGGGUUAAAUCCGGAUUCGGUCGUGGAACAAUUAUCGGGGUGCUUGAUACCGGUGUUUGGCCCGAAAGUCCUAGUUUCGCCGAUGACGGAAUGCCACUUGUUCCGAAAAAGUGGAGAGGGAUAUGCCAAGAAGGGCAGAAUUUCAAGGCCACGAGUUGUAACCGAAAACUCAUUGGUGCAAGGUUCUUUAUAAAAGGUCAUCAUGUUUCCUCAGCGUCCCCAUCAGCAAACAUGGUUGAUGAGUAUAUAUCACCCAGGGAUUCCUCCGGGCAUGGGACUCAUACAUCAUCCACAGCCGGAGGAGUUUCUGUUCCAAUGGCAAGUGUGCUUGGUAACGGUGCCGGUGUGGCCCGUGGAAUGGCUCCUGGAACCCACAUUGCAGUGUACAAAGUUUGCUGGUUCAACGGCUGUUACAGUUCUGAUAUCCUAGCUGCAAUGGACGUUGCGAUUGCGGAUGGGGUUGAUGUGCUUUCGCUAUCUAUAGGUGGCUUCCCGUUGCCACUUUUUGAUGAUAGCAUAGCUAUCGGCAGUUUCCGAGCAGUCGAGCAUGGGAUAUCAGUGAUUUGUGCUGCAGGUAACAGUGGCCCACUUCAAAGCUCAGUUGCCAAUAUAGCUCCUUGGAUUGCUACCAUUGGUGCUGGCACACUUGACCGGAAGUUUCCAGCGAUAGUUCGUAUGGGCAACAGAGAAUACGUGUAUGGUGAAUCUUUGUUCCCAGGGAAACGGUUACCAAGCGCCGAAAAGGAACUUGAACUGGUCUAUGUCACUGGUGGAAACAGUGGAAGCGAAUUUUGCUUCAGAGGGUCUCUUCCAAAGGCAAAAGUACAAGGCAAAAUGGUGGUUUGUGACAGAGGUGUGAAUGGAAGGGCAGAAAAAGGUGUAGCAGUCAAAGAAGCAGGUGGUGCUGCCAUGAUAUUAGCCAAUACAGAGAUAAACCUCGAGGAAGACUCAGUUGAUGCUCAAGUCUUACCGGCAACUGAGAUCGGUUAUGAAGAGGCAGUGCGUCUAAAAACUUACAUGAACACUACCCGUCAUCCGAGAGCUCGAAUCAUAUUUGGUGGAACUGUUGUAGGAAGGUCAAGAGCACCAGAAGUAGCACAGUUUUCAGCCAGAGGGCCCAACCUAUACGAUGCUUCAAUCCUCAAACCAGAUGUGAUUGCUCCAGGGGUUAAUAUAAUUGCUGCUUGGCCUCAAAACUUAGGUCCCACUGGCCUUCCAGAAGAUACUAGAAGAGUUAAUUUCACUGUCAUGUCUGGUACUUCCAUGGCAUGCCCUCAUGCUAGCGGCAUCGCAGCUCUCAUUCACUCGGCACACCCAGGAUGGACUCCGGCAGCCAUUAAAUCUGCAAUUAUGACAUCAGCUGAUGCAAACGACCAUAGGGGAAAACCAAUAAUGGAUGGCAACAAACCAGCUGCUGUCUUUGCCAUUGGAGCUGGACAUGUAAACCCCAAUAGAGCCAUCGAUCCGGGAUUGAUCUAUGAUAUCAGGCCAGAUGAAUAUGUUAUUCAUCUUUGCACCCUUGGAUACACAAGAUCAGAAAUCUUUACAAUCACACAUAGGAAUGUUAGUUGCAGUGGGAUUUUAAAGAUGAACAGGGGUUUCAGCCUCAAUUACCCUUCCAUAUCAGUGGCUUUCAAGCAGGGAAUGAAGAGUAAGCUGAUCACAAGGAGACUGACAAAUGUGGGGAAUCCUUAUUCCGUUUAUUCGGUACAAGUGAAGUCUCCCGAGGGAGUUAAAGUGAGCAUCAAGCCCAGAAGGUUGAUAUUCAAGCAUAUCAAUCAAAGUUUAAAUUACAGAAUGUGGAUAACAUCAAGGAAGAAAACUCGAACAAAGAAGAUAAGCUUUGCAGAAGGGGGAUUGACAUGGAUUAAUGCUCACAAUAGCUUCCACAGGGUUCGAAGUCCGAUCUCAGUCACCUGGAAGUAGCAACAGCUCAGCCACCUACCUUUUUUCUAGUUCUUAUUUUAGUUUCUCAUUGGAAUAGCUUGGAAAAAUUCAUGGUAUAUCAAUAUUUGUGUUGAGCAUAUAACAUGUUUAAGUGCGUAGAAAUUCAAAAAUAUUGGCAAAAGCUCUUCAUCAUCAAAAAUGAAGAGUGAAGAAAUAAUAAUAACCACUUUUAUUACUUA